Messenger RNA from Dendronephthya gigantea, 1685 nucleotides. RefSeq names its product NSFL1 cofactor p47-like. Gene Ontology annotation, biological process: Golgi organization; proteasome-mediated ubiquitin-dependent protein catabolic process; nuclear membrane reassembly. Bases 1 to 1143 code for a protein of 380 amino acids. Gene Ontology annotation, cellular component: cytosol; nucleus. The transcript is spliced from 11 exons. The record is from RefSeq and is a predicted model, not a curated record. NCBI's taxonomy places the organism in Eukaryota, Metazoa, Cnidaria, Anthozoa, Malacalcyonacea, Nephtheidae. Gene Ontology annotation, molecular function: ubiquitin binding.
AUGGCGGACGAAGGACAACAAAAUGAACUGAUAACACAAUUUACUGCUGUGACGGGAGCAGACUCUGGAACAAGUAGAUUUUAUCUCGAGCAAGUAGAAUGGGAUCUUCAGUUUGCUUUGAGUAAUUUCUUUGAUGAUGGUCCGGGUGAUGGGAUGCAGGAGGCGGAUGUGCAGCCAUCCGUUCAACCUGAGCCACCUGUCAGUCAGCAUGGUGGGAUUACUAGAGAUAGUAGCAACCAGAGGUUUGGUACCAUCGCUGGUUUAAAUGUGGCAGCUCAGGAGAGUGAGGAAAGUGAUGAAGAGGGGCAAGCUUUUUAUGCUGGUGGCUCUGAGACUAGUGGACAACAGAUUGUUGGUCCCCCCAGAAAAAAGAAAGAAAAAUCCAAUAAAGAAAUGACUCAGAGUCUUUUUGAUGCAGCAAAAAGACAUGGAGCAGAAGUGGUUGAUAAGUCACAAGAGUCAAGCAGUAAACAGAAAGCGCCAGCAUUUCGUGGUUCGGGCUUCCGUCUUGGUGAUACUGAAGGUGCUUCAGAUCCAAUAGGAGCAAAUCCUAGCGACACAGGUCCUCCUGAACCGUUGGAAGUAAACUUAAAUUUCUGGUCAAAUGGAUUUUCUGUUGGCGAUGGUCCACUCAGGGAUAUGAAUGAUCCAGAGAAUGCCCAGUUCCUCGACUCUGUUGGCCGAGGAGAAAUACCCCGAGAACUACAUCACCUCAAUCGUGGUGGGGAAGUUCACGUAAACAUGGUGGACAAGAGAAAUGAAGAAUAUGUUAAGCCGAAAGAAACUAUGAAAGCUUUCACUGGCGCAGGCCAUAUGCUUGGCAGUCCUACCCCGAAGGUAGUAACUUCCCGUGUGGCACCGCAACAAUCAUCUGACUCAAGUCAAACUCCAAUGAUUGAUGAUUCUCAACCUGUGACGAAUUUACAGAUACGGUUGGCCGAUGGCACAAGGUUGGUAGCGAAGUUUAAUCACUCAAACACAAUCAGCGAUAUCAGAAACUUUGUAAAUGCAUCCAGGCCUCACGCGGCCGGCCGUGAUUACGUCCUCAUGACGACAUUCCCAAAUAAGGAACUAACAGAUGAAACGCUAACUCUAGCCGAAGCUAAAUUGCUAAAUGCUGUGGUUGUACAGAAAUACAAGUAGUGAAUAUCUAUUGAUAAUUAAGAACUUUUAACUUCAUUAUUAAUUAUAUAAUAAGUUCUAACGUGGUUUAUUUAACAAUUUCCGUGUGUUUAUUCACGUUUGAACGAAUAGUCACUUCUCGAUGUUCUUGUGUCUCAGCAAUGCACUGAAAAUAUUCAACAGAACAUGUAAAGUGACGUGAGCGUGGUCAAAAGUGAAUAAACUUUAAAAAUACACUCUGUGUUUCGUGUCCGGCAUAUUGCUCCGGGUAGCUUAAUAUUGACAAUAUAAGAGAGAUCUAUUUCAAGAAUAUUGAUCCCGUAUUGGAACCGUUUAUCCAACAUGUUAACUAUGAUAAAUAAUGUCCAAAGUACGAAUGCACUUUUAGUGCUACUUUAACGAAGUAAUCUAACUUAUCUUUUUAUGUGUUUAAUUCUCUGUGCUGUGUUACAACAGAAACCAGCCAGCCCCUUGCGUGUUUUAUAAAGCACAUAAGCCCCUUUUACACUACACUCAAUUUAUCGACACGGCACGGCACGACUAAAAUGGGUACCCGUGCCCAA